This is a messenger RNA of Aspergillus calidoustus, 783 nucleotides long. NCBI's taxonomy places the organism in Eukaryota, Fungi, Ascomycota, Eurotiomycetes, Eurotiales, Aspergillaceae. The record is from the annotation of a GenBank genome assembly.
AUGGCCUCGUCCGGGCAACCAUUCGGGUCGCGCUCCUACACAGCCGGCAAACUCCCCGACCGAUCACUCAACAGCAACACGAUCCCAUACAGCGCCUCAACGUUCACCCGCCGCGGGCUAGGAGCCACUGGCGCAGGCGAGUUUGGAGCCGACGUCGCGAAAUCAACCCAGCAGGCGCCGCCGCCGCCGCCGCAGCAGGUUCAUGCGCAGACACAUGGGCAAGCGCAGGAGUCAAAUCCGCUUAGUCGGUUGACGGAGGAGCAGAGGGAGGAAGUCAAUGAAGCUUUCACUCUCUUCGAUCUCGACCGCGACCGCCACCUCGACUACCACGAACUCCGCGUCGCCUUUCGCGCCCUCGGCUUCACACUCCCAAAGCAAGAGCUCAUCUCCCUCCUAACAACCUACGGCGUCCCGCGCCCUCAAGUACAAGGACAAGCAGGCGCCGGCGCCGGCGGCCCACAAGCACAACAGUCGAAAGCCACCGCCCCCGCCGCGAACCCGCAACACCCCUCGAACCUUCUCAUGCCACUCUCUGCGUUCCAGGCCGUCACGGCGGUGAAGAUCCUCGAGCGGGACCCACGCGAUGAGAUCCUGCGCGCAUUUGAGCUGUUCGACGAGGGCGGGAAAGGGUACAUCGAUCUAGAGGAUUUGAGGCGCGUCGCGAGGGAGCUUGGUGAGACGGGGCUUGAGGAGGAGGAGCUGCGGGCUAUGAUUGAGGAGUUUGAUCUUGAGGGCGUUGGUGGUGUUACGAGGGAGGCGUUUGUGAGUAUUUGCUGGCAGUGA